Molecule: messenger RNA, 2846 nt
Organism: Scaptodrosophila lebanonensis
Lineage: Eukaryota; Metazoa; Arthropoda; Insecta; Diptera; Drosophilidae
Gene: mlt
Product: tubulin-specific chaperone cofactor E-like protein
Exons: 1
Coding region: 1199-2707 (502 amino acids)
Biological process (GO): protein folding
Molecular function (GO): alpha-tubulin binding
Source: RefSeq, a predicted model, not a curated record
GCGUUACAAAAAAAAAAAAACAGCAAACAGAAAAAUAAAAUAAAACAAAGCGCCCAAUUUCAGCAAAAGAUUGCAUCCGCUCCUGUGCGCAUGACGGCGACCUACACUUAAAAGCACGCGCGCACAUACACAGACACACACCGAGAGACACACGACACAGAGGCAGACAGCUAAAGCACCAGCCAGCGGACAACCAAACAGGCCAGAAUCGGAAUAUACACACACUGCGAGUUCUCAGUGUUUAGUUGAGCGUUUGGUUACGUUGCGAGCGGACGAAACGUGUGGCACGGAGUUCAACAAUCAACAACAACCACCAGCACCACCAACAACAGCACCAUCGCGGGCAGCUGGAAAAUAAAGAAACGAAGCAGCACAACAAAAACGCUAAACAAUAAUAACAAAGCAGAAAAGUGUGCGCACUGCUGACCAGUGCAAGAAAAGCUAAGCUUUUGGCCUGGCUUUUGUUUUUGUUCCGACGAGUUCGCAAACGCCAUUGACGUCCGAAUUAUUACCACACUCCACUCUAUCGACACACAAGCGACGCAUUUGUGUUUUGUUUUUUAUUUCAUUUCUUUGUUCGAGCAGACACCACAAUGAUGAUUUGAUUUCAACUGAACAGCAAUAAAAUAUCGGCAGCGAGAAAAAAGUUAAUUUAGUGCGCAAUUACAACAGCAACAAUAAUAACAACGACGGAAACGAGUUAGAGGCAGUUUUUGAACGCGACUUCAACUAAAUGCAACUGCGCAAAACAACGAACAAAUAGAAGCAACGACAACAAAGGUAGAGAACUACAAAAUUGCAUCACUCUGCUGUAAAAUUUACAUAGCUACCGUGCAAGCAACAACAAGCACUUGAAAAGUUUAGCUAUAGUUGUUGGAAAAUAGCGAAAACUAUGUAAAAAUUUCCAAGCAAACAACACACAAAAAUCAAUACGCAUAGUGUGAGGGAAGGGAAAUCGAGAGAGAGAGAGAGAGAAGUGAAGGCUGCUGCAGCAACAACAGACUUGCAACAACAACUGCAACGGCAACUGGCAAAGCUUCAGAACAACAACACAAAGUGGCCCUGUUAGAAGCUUAAGGCGAGCAGCGUCAGCGUCAACGUCAACGUCAACGCAGAGGAGGCAGCAGCGAAGUACAAAGCAAAACAAGGCGCAGGAAAAACAAUUAAGAAUUACCAAUUAAACUAAUUCCGGGACAAGAUGCCCUCAUUGCUGGAGGCGCUGGAGCGCAAAUAUUUUGCGGAAUGCGAAUUCGAGAAUGCCAACGAACCGGAGCUGCACAAACGUGAUGAUUUGCCCAACGAUUUUACGGUGACAAAAUGUGGGGGUCGGAUGGAGUUUUCCAUUUUCAUACCGCGUCUCUCCCCGCUCACAAGCGUUCCGGAGCUGCUGGUGCUAAAUGACUGCGACAUUGACUGUGCCGGCGAUUUCGAUAGCAUUCGCGAGAAGUGCCAACGCGUGCGUGAGCUGGACUUGGCGCAAAACAAGCUCAAGGAUUGGCAGGAAGUCUUUCACAUGCUGCGACACAUGCCGCGCAUCGAGUUUCUCAACUUGAGCAAGAACCAGCUGAUGAGUCCGCUGAGCACACUGCACGAGGCGCCGACGGUGAAUCUCAAGAAUCUGGUGUUAAAUGGAACGUAUCUGGACUGGAUGUGCAUCGAUGUGCUGCUCCAGAACUUGCCAGUGUUGCAGGAACUGCAUUUAAGUCUCAACAACUACAGAGCGGUGCUCAUCGAUACCGCUCAAGAAGUGGAGCUACAACAGCAAAAACAAGCAGACAAUGAAUCCGCCACCGCCAGCCACAGCGACUGCCAGAUCAUACACGAUGGUGACACGGAAGUAGAGGAAGAUAGUGUCAGUGGCUGUGGGGAAUGUCAGGCGGCCCGUAAAUACACAAAAGCACAUCCCACGCUCAAAACGCUGCACUUCACCGGCAAUCCCAUCGAGCAAUGGCAGGAAAUCUGUCGCCUGGGCCGCCUCUUUCCCGCCUUGGAGAGCCUAGUAUUGGCGGACUGUCCUAUCAAGUCGCUGAAGGAUGAAGCGGAACCUUCCACAAUGUCCAACGACUCGUCAACCGCGUCCACGGAGUCGCACAAAUAUUUCCCCAGCUUAAAGCUGCUCAACCUCAGUUCGGCGAAGAUGAACAGUUGGGCAGACAUCGACGAGCUGGCCAAGUACAGUCAGCUGCAGAAUCUGCGCGUCAAGCAUUGGCCACUCUGGGAGAGUCUCGAGUGCACGGAGCACGAGCGUCGACAGCUGCUAAUUGCCCGUCUUCCCAAUGUAGCCAUGCUCAAUGGUGGCGGUCUGAUCAGCAGCGAUGAGCGCAUCGAUGCGGAACGGGCCUUCAUCCGCUACUAUAUGGACAAGCCAGAGAACGAGAGACCAGCGCGUUACGCCGAAUUGCUGGCAGUGCACGGCAGACUCGAUCCGCUGGUCAACGUUAAUCUGAAGCCGGACAAACGUGUCAAGGUCGUCUUCACCUAUAACGAUGUCAGCGAGAGUCGCUUCGUGGACAUUUAUCUGACAGUUAACGAUCUGAAGGCAAAGCUUGAAAAGCUGAUCAAUUUGCCGCCUAAUAAGAUGCGCUUAUUUUAUUUGGAUCAGGACUACAAGGAGUUCGGACCCGAGGAGAUGCGCUACCCCAAUAAGCAGCUCUAUAGUUAUAAUAUACAAUCUGGUGACGAGAUCAUUAUUGAUGCCAAGAAAUAGGGGCUGGCGUUAGCCAGGAGCGGAGGGGCUGGUGCUGCUAAUAACUUGUGAUUUUGUAUUAUACAAAUACAGAUACGUAUAAUAAACAUAUACAUACACAUACACAUACAUGCUAUGCAAAAUCCUAAUAUUAAAUAUA